This is a messenger RNA of Ceratotherium simum simum (southern white rhinoceros), 2505 nucleotides long. RefSeq names its product DEAD-box helicase 1 (gene DDX1). Lineage: Eukaryota; Metazoa; Chordata; Mammalia; Perissodactyla; Rhinocerotidae. Gene Ontology annotation, molecular function: nucleic acid binding; ATP binding; RNA helicase activity. The record is from RefSeq and is a predicted model, not a curated record.
GCGCGCCCUGCACCGCGCGGCGUGUCAGUGCGGAGGGAGGGCGAGCGGGCGGCGCGGCGGCGGACGGGGCGAAGAUGGCGGCCUUCUCCGAAAUGGGUGUUAUGCCUGAGAUUGCACAAGCUGUGGAAGAGAUGGAUUGGCUUCUCCCAACUGAUAUCCAGGCUGAAUCUAUCCCAUUGAUCCUAGGAGGAGGUGAUGUACUUAUGGCUGCAGAAACAGGAAGCGGAAAAACUGGCGCUUUCAGUAUUCCAGUUAUCCAGAUAGUUUAUGAAACUCUGAAGGACCAACAGGAAGGCAAAAAAGGAAAAACAACAAUUAAAACUGGUGCUUCGGUGCUCAACAAAUGGCAAAUGAACCCAUAUGAUAGAGGAUCUGCUUUUGCCAUUGGGUCAGAUGGUCUUUGUUGUCAAAGCAGAGAAGUAAAGGAAUGGCAUGGAUGUAGAGCUACAAAAGGAUUAACGAAAGGGAAACACUACUAUGAAGUAUCCUGUCAUGACCAAGGAUUAUGCAGAGUUGGGUGGUCUUCCAUGCAGGCUUCCUUAGACCUAGGUACUGACAAGUUUGGAUUUGGCUUUGGUGGAACAGGAAAGAAAUCCCAUAAUAAACAAUUUGAUAAUUAUGGAGAGGAAUUCACUAUGCAUGAUACCAUUGGAUGUUACCUAGAUAUAGAUAAAGGGCAUAUCAAAUUCUCCAAAAAUGGAAAAGACCUUGGUCUGGCAUUUGAAAUACCACCACAUAUGAAGAACCAAGCCCUCUUUCCUGCCUGCGUUUUGAAGAAUGCUGAACUAAAAUUUAACUUCGGUGAAGAAGAAUUUAAGUUUCCACCAAAAGAUGGUUUUGUUGCUCUUUCUAAGGCGUUGGACAGUUAUGUCGUCAAAUCACAGCACUCAGGUAACGCGCAGGUGGCGCAAACAAAGUUUCUUCCCAAUGCUCCAAAAGCUCUCAUCGUCGAGCCCUCCCGAGAGUUAGCUGAACAAACUUUGAAUAACGUCAAGCAGUUUAAGAAAUAUAUUGAUAAUCCUAAAUUAAGGGAGCUUCUGAUAAUUGGAGGUGUUGCAGCUCGGGAUCAGCUCUCAGUUUUGGAUAAUGGGGUAGAUAUAGUCGUUGGCACUCCAGGAAGACUAGAUGAUUUGGUGUCAACUGGAAAGCUAAACUUAUCUCAAGUUAGAUUCCUGGUCCUGGAUGAAGCUGAUGGGCUUCUUUCUCAAGGUUACUCUGAUUUUAUAAAUAGGAUUCACAAUCAGAUUCCUCAGAUUACCUCUGAUGGAAAAAGACUUCAGGUGAUUGUUUGCUCUGCUACUUUGCAUUCUUUUGAUGUAAAGAAACUGUCUGAGAAGAUAAUGCAUUUUCCCACAUGGGUUGAUUUAAAAGGAGAAGAUUCUGUUCCGGACACCGUACACCAUGUUGUUGUCCCAGUGAAUCCCAAAACUGACAGACUCUGGGAAAGGCUGGGAAAAAACCACAUUCGAACUGAUGAAGUACAUGCAAAAGAUAACACAAGACCUGGUGCUAACAGUCCAGAGAUGUGGUCUGAAGCUAUUAAAAUCCUGAAGGGGGAGUAUGCUGUCCGGGCAAUCAAGGAACACAAGAUGGAUCAAGCAAUUAUUUUUUGUAGAACAAAAAUUGACUGUGAUAACUUGGAGCAGUAUUUUAUGCAACAAGGCGGAGGACCUGACAAAAAAGGACACCAGUUCUCAUGUGUUUGUCUUCAUGGUGACAGAAAGCCUCAUGAGAGGAAGCAAAACUUGGAAAGAUUUAAGAAAGGAGAUGUAAGAUUCUUGAUUUGCACAGAUGUAGCCGCCAGAGGAAUUGAUAUCCAUGGUGUUCCUUAUGUUAUAAAUGUCACCUUGCCUGAUGAAAAGCAAAACUAUGUACAUCGAAUUGGCAGAGUAGGAAGAGCUGAAAGGAUGGGUCUGGCUAUUUCCCUGGUGGCAACAGAAAAAGAGAAGGUUUGGUACCAUGUAUGUAGCAGCCGUGGAAAAGGGUGUUAUAACACAAGACUCAAGGAUGAUGGUGGCUGUACCAUAUGGUACAAUGAGAUGCAGUUGCUGUCUGAGAUAGAAGAACACCUGAACUGUACCAUUUCUCAGGUUGAGCCAGAUAUAAAGGUACCAGUGGAUGAGUUUGAUGGGAAGGUUACCUAUGGUCAAAAAAGGGCUGCUGGUGGUGGAAACUAUAAAGGCCAUGUGGAUAUUUUGGCACCUACAGUUCAAGAGUUGGCUGCCCUUGAAAAGGAGGCGCAGACAUCUUUCCUGCAUCUUGGCUACCUUCCUAACCAGCUGUUCAGAACCUUCUGAUUUUAACAUACACUGAAUAAGAUUUGAAUAAUAAAAGUCUGUGAUCUUAAAACUCUAAAACAGUUGUACUGCUUCCAAGCAGCAGUAUUUAUAGUAACUUAAGCUAUUAGUGCUAACUCUUGCAUGUCAAGAAACAUUAGUCUUAGGAAUUCUUCAUAAAAUGGCAAGCUAAUGAAAAUAAUAAAUUUGAUGACUAUAUCUUCAUGAA